AUGAAAAGUAAGGAAAUGGAUGCUCCUCCACUUAGUGAGGAUGAAUUAAAUGAAAUUUACAAUUGGGUUGAUACUGUACCAUUGUCGAGACCCAAAAAACACAUAGGUAGAGAUUUUGCCGAUGGAGUUUUAAUUGCAGAAAUAAUUUAACACUAUGUUCCUUCAAUAAUAGAUAUACACAAUUAUAGUAUGGCUCACUCUGUUUAAUAAAAAUAAUAUAAUUGGAAUACAUUGAAUGCCAAGGUGUUUAGAAAGAUGGGUUUCCAAAUUACUCAGAAAGAUAUCGAUGCAGUUAUUUAGGUAAUCCCUGAAGCAAUAGAAAGAAUCUUAAAAGUGAUAUAAGUGAAAUUAGAUAUGUUUUUGGAACACUAAGAAUAAAAUUAAGUGUAAAAAUAUGAUAAGCCAAAUGAAGUCUAAAAAAAUUAAAAUUAAGUGAACAACCCAAAGCCAGGAGUAAACAAUAAAUAGAAUGAUAAGGAUUUAGUUAUUUAAGAUUAAAAAGAAACAAUAGAAAUACUUGAACUUAAAAUAUAGAAACUAGAAUAAUUAGUGAAAUUAAAAGACAGUAAAAUACAAUAGUUAACUUAAAAACUAUAAUAAGCAGGAAUAAAAUGA
Messenger RNA from Paramecium tetraurelia, 615 nucleotides. RefSeq lists its product as uncharacterized. NCBI's taxonomy places the organism in Eukaryota, Ciliophora, Oligohymenophorea, Peniculida, Parameciidae. Gene Ontology annotation, molecular function: microtubule binding. The transcript has 2 exons. Gene Ontology annotation, cellular component: axoneme. The record is from RefSeq and is a predicted model, not a curated record. Gene Ontology annotation, biological process: regulation of cytoskeleton organization.